Molecule: messenger RNA, 1341 nt
Organism: Orycteropus afer afer
Lineage: Eukaryota; Metazoa; Chordata; Mammalia; Tubulidentata; Orycteropodidae
Gene: ZDHHC22
Product: zinc finger DHHC-type palmitoyltransferase 22
Biological process (GO): protein palmitoylation
Cellular component (GO): Golgi apparatus
Molecular function (GO): palmitoyltransferase activity
Source: RefSeq, a predicted model, not a curated record
CUGGCGCCCCAGUGGGAGGACGGCAGCUGCCCGCUCCCUCCUCCCCACACCCCCGCUACCUGCCCAGUCCCCGAAGCGAAGCGUGAGGAGGCAGCGAGCCAGGCGGGCCGAGCCCACAACUUUGCAGGCUUGAGAAGGGCGAGUGCAGGCGUCCACAGCUCCCCUUGUCGGCGACCGGAGCUCGGAAUGUGAAGGAGGAUGCUGGCCCUUCGGCUGCUCAACGUGGUGGCCCCUGCCUACUUCCUGUGCAUCUGCUUGGUGACCUUCGUGCUGCAGCUCUUCCUCUUUCUGCCCAGCAUGCGCGAGGACCCCGCGGCUGCCCCGCUCUUCUCGCCAGCCUUGCUCCACGGGGCUCUCUUUCUAUUCCUCUCUGCCAACGCCCUGGGCAAUUACGUCCUGGUCAUCCAGCACUCUCCGGACGACCUGGGUACCUGCCAGGGGACCUCGGCCACGAGAGCUCCAUGUUCCCCGCCCAGCACCCACUUCUGCCGAGUGUGCGCCAGGGUCACUCUGAGGCACGACCACCACUGCUUCUUCACCGGCAACUGCAUCGGCAGCAGGAACAUGCGCAACUUCGUCCUGUUUUGCCUCUACACCUCGCUCGCCUGCCUCUACUCCAUGGUGGCUGGCGUGGCCUACAUCUCCGCGGUCCUUUCCAUCUCCUUCGCCCACCCCCUGGCCUUCCUCACGCUCCUGCCCACCUCCAUCAGCCAGUUCCUCUCCGGAGCUGUCCUCGGUUCUGAAAUGUUCGUCAUCCUCAUGCUCCACCUCUGGUUUGCCAUCGGUCUGGCCUGCGCCGGCUUCUGCUGCCACCAGCUGCUGUUGAUCCUCCGCGGACAGACCCGCCACCAGGUGCGAAAGGGGGUGGCGGUGCGGGCCCGGCCCUGGCGCAAGAACUUGCAGGAGGUCUUCGGGAAGAGGUGGCUGCUGGGCCUGCUGGUGCCCAUGUUCAACGUCGGAAGCGAGAGCGCCAAGCACUGGGACAAGUAGCAGGCCCUGCCAUCAUCUCUUCCUCUCUGUGUCUUGACUCCUCCUGAAUAUAACACCACACAUCCUUGAAUCCACCCAUGACCCACUACACCGCUGGUCUGUGACCCGUAGAGAGUAUCGUUGGCUGGUGGAUCAUGGCAAGGAGGAAAAUGGCCACCCAGGCAUUGCUGGGUUCCCCGCAAGCCAGCUAGGUGGCUGCUAACUCUUAGGAUGUCUCUGCUUUUGUUUCUUCUCUUUGAGGGGCGGGGCGGUCCCUGCUUUCCCUCUCUGCCUGGCCCAUCCACUCUCUAACAAGUCUGAGGUCAUCACUGCUGUCUGUUAGAGGCCUUCCUGUCAACCGCCAUUCUGGGA